Messenger RNA from Armigeres subalbatus, 1077 nucleotides. RefSeq lists its product as uncharacterized. Lineage: Eukaryota; Metazoa; Arthropoda; Insecta; Diptera; Culicidae. The annotation marks the transcript as partial. The transcript has a single exon. Gene Ontology annotation, cellular component: nucleus. Gene Ontology annotation, molecular function: mRNA binding. The record is from RefSeq and is a predicted model, not a curated record.
UAUACCCAAAAUCCUCAGGUGGCUUCCAACUAUGCCCGUAUCUUCUACGAGACUGAAGAACAAGCCGCCAAGGCUGCUAAGGCUUUGAAUGGACGCGUUGUUGAAGGCAAGCGCAUUCAUGCUCUACACCUGGGAUCUGCUUUGAUGCCAAACUACCAGACUUCGGUCUAUGUUACGUCCUUGGACAAGGGCGUCACAGAAGAACAGGUGUAUGACCACUUCAAGCAGUUCGGAGAAAUCGAUUUCACCAAUCGUCGCAACUGUGGCGAUGCUGCUAUCAUCUGCUUCAAGAAUGCUGCCUCCGCUGAGAAGGCUCUUGCAUGCACCACCUUCCCGGCACCUACCGAAGAAAAGAAGGAUGCCACCAAAGAGGUAACCGUCAAAAAAUACGAUGGACCUAUUGUAUUGCGUCCGGUUGCUCUGAAGCGUAAGCUGAAGACUGGAGAUGAAGAAAAGGAUCAGGAGGAAAGAACUAAGGAACAGCAGAGUGUGCUCGGCAAACUAAAAGCUUACUAUCCUAUCUUUGUUGGAAAUGUACCAUUGAACUGUCCACCACUGGAGCUGAAGCAAUACUUUGCGCAGCACGGACCAAUCAAAUUCAUGUUCUCUCCGCAAAUUUUGGCUUAUCGUAACAGUGCACCGCACCCCGUAAAAACAUUUAUAAUUUACUACAUGAAUCGUCCAAGCCAGCAGAAUGCUGUUCGUUUCUUUGAUCACAAGUUCUUCGGUGGACACCGUCUGCAUGUACUUCCGCUGCGUGGAACGCAGAACCUGGACGUUAAGAAUACUAUUAAGCUUACUAAGAUUCCAUUCAUGUCCGAGGAUGCGUUGUUCAAGAAGAUCAAGCCGUUCGUCGGAAAGAUCAACCGUAUUGUGAAGAAGUCCCGGAUGGCCGCCUACAUUGAGCUGGAGGAUCCAGCAGAUGUGACGAAGAUGAUGGACGUUGAAACCGCUGAUCAUCCUCUUCCAAAGGGUAAGAUGGAACAACUCAAAACCCCAGUGAGUACUCCCGACCGUGAAACAGGUAACCGAUCAAGUUAUUCUGGUUCCUGCUCCUUGUGAAAUGAUCAAUACUUU